This is a messenger RNA of Metopolophium dirhodum (rose-grain aphid), 756 nucleotides long. RefSeq lists its product as uncharacterized. The transcript is spliced from 5 exons. The record is from RefSeq and is a predicted model, not a curated record. Bases 181 to 732 code for a protein of 183 amino acids. Lineage: Eukaryota; Metazoa; Arthropoda; Insecta; Hemiptera; Aphididae.
UAUGGUUUAAACGCCAUGUUCACGAUAACUGCUAUCUAGUAUAUAUUAUCAUGAUGACGGCGUUGUUCAUUAUAUUCUCUCAGUUUUAGAAUAGUUUUCUCAGUGAACUACCAGGGUCAGUGAACAACAAUAUUAAUUUCUUGGUUUCUAUUGGUGAUUACAAUAUUAUACGUUACAAUAAUGGAUCGAACUGUUCAAAACAAUACAGCUCAAGAAAAAAGGCAACAACUAAAAUCAUUAAAAAGAUUUACACAAUAUGGUAAUGACAUUAAGGAAAUGGCUGAUUUUUAUUUUAAGUCUAGAAGAAUCGCAGACGAUGAUUCAGAACUCAUGAUUGACUUGGAUCAAAUAGACUAUUAUUUACUAAUGGAUGAUGGUGAAAAACUUUUGGAAGAUGUCUUAGCUCCACAAGAUUCUGAUAGAGAAAAUCUGUUACAACAAUAUUAUAAAGAAGACGCAGCUAAAGCUUUGGAAGCAAUUAAAAUUGAAAUGCAAGGUGAUUUUAAAAAGAACAAUUUAGACAGCGAUGUUUCUGAUGAUGAUAAAGAACGUGUAGCUACAGCUAACAAUAAACUUGGUAAUAAUGAUACAGUCGAAAGUUACAAAGAAAAAAAUGAUGAAGAAGAUUAUACCAAGGGCAAAAGGGCAAAGAAUCAUCUCAAUUUGAAUCUGAUCUCAAUUUUAAAAGUGCUCUUUCUGAAGCCACUAAAAGACGUAGAGCGAAAGCUUUAGAAAAUAACGAUAAAGAAAAAUAUU